AUGAUUAUUGAUUCUACCAAUCAAGAUCUUGUUCAUCAUCUACUGAUAUAUGAAUGUGAUCCAACAGCUCAAUUUGAUGAUAAUAACUUGCCUGACGAUUUGUGUAAUGAAAUUUAUCUACAAACAGCACCGUGUGCAUAUAAUGGUGCCAUUAUUUGGGAUGUCGGUGGUAAUGAUAUAGUUGCAUUUCCAGAAGAAGCUGGCUAUCCAAUUGGAGGUGAUUUUCUCAUCAAAUAUUAUAUGGUUCAAAUACACUAUAAUAAUCCCAAUCAACUUUCGAAUCGUACGGACAGUUCAGGUAUUCGCUUUUAUAUCGGUAAAGAACUUCGUCAAUAUGAUCUUGGCUAUUUGACUUUGGGCACUACUUCAACGCCGCGUGCUCUGGCCAUUCCACCAAAAAUGGAGCGAUUUAUCGUUGAUUCAUACUGUCCGGCGACUGCUACGUUGGGUGGUGAAAGAGCCGAAGAUGAAAUGUGUCGUCAUGUAAUGAAAUACUAUCCUCGAAUGAAUAAUAUGUAUGAUUGUUUGAUGAUGAAUAGUCCACAAAUAUGGAACUCAAUGAUGAACACUUCUUCAUCGUCUUUCAAUGAUUCUAAAUUAAUGGAAUGGCUUCUUAAUCUGACAUGGACAUUAGAGCAAGCUGUUCAAUGGCAAGAAUUCUACAACAUCGCAUCUCGUGUACUCUUAUACGGUGCAUCAUCAAAUCUUCAGUUCAAAUUUAUGUCCGACUUACCCAAAUAUCAAGAUUUGAAGCCGAUUGCAUGCACAAAAGACCAAACCAUUAAUCAAACUACUUCUAGCCAAACAACAACGAUGAAUGAAUCUAUAUCAUAUACUUCACGAAUUCGUCAAAACAUAAUGAUUAUACUAAUAGUAAUAACUUUUAUCCCCGUCAUAUAUAUAUUCAUUUGUUCAAUUCAAAAGCCAACGUUUAGUCGAUUCACUCGAUUUUAUCAAGACGAUGACGACAACUGAGUUUUUUGCACAUUACAUACAUAUAUAUAUACGAACCAUAUGAUAAGUCAUUAUAUGUUUAAUAUUUCUACUAAUUAUCAGAAGAAUUUAGUGUAAUCAAUUACACAAGAUUGUCUUCCCCCGCAUACGUUAUUUAUAAUUCUUUCUCUUCAAUUUGGAUAUCUGUCUUUCCAGUUCUUCAUGGUGAACUAUAAGAGGCAUGGAUAAAAUAGUCUUAUUAAGUUCAAAUUGCGUUGCCACAAUGCGUAGUGAUUCACGCACACAUAAUUGAUGCUAAUUAGGAGAGUGUGGGCGUGGCGUGGGUGUGCGUGUGGGCAUGAGUUUAUCUUUCGUCUAAACCGACAGCCACAGUCAUACUUGCCCACACCCUACCUCAUUCACAUCUUCGUUCCUCUCCUUUCACUCUCGACUACUUGUUUUUCCCCAAAUUCUCUAUCGACAUUCGUUAUACCAUUUAAGAGAAUCCUAAAUAGUUUCUCGUUACCUGCCAACUUUUUUGCUUUUGAAAGAAUUAACUAUGUGUGGCUUCAUCUAUAAAAACCUUCGUCGUAAUGAAACAGAGUGGCUCAAUCCUUCCUUCCAAAAAUAAGUUAUGCAUGAAGAAGAAUGGCAACAAUUAUCCCUAGUCUCAAUCCUCUUCAUUCCUUGAGUAAUCCUGGAAGGAUCUGUCAUGAUUCUGAGUGUCAAGGGUGUGGGUGUGGGUGAAUGAAGAAGAUAAAGAUACACCCACACUCACACCCCACAUUCACACCCAACAUGACGAAACAACCAAUAACUAACUAUAAAAUCACAAUCAAAAAUACAUUAAAAGACAUUCUUGAUGAUCUAAGAGAUAAUCGAUCGAUUAUAACAGAUAUUAUUAAAGAACUCGGUGUGAUCAUAUUAUCAAUAGUUUUCUUUCUUUUGGCUUCAUUUCAGUUUGUUGUUCAUUAGAUGAAUAAAGCUUAUGAUGCAGAAACGUAUUGACACACUAGAAAAGGAUGUAGAUGAUCUUGUACAUGAAUUAGUUUAAAUUGCAAGAAAAAUAUUAAUUAAAAUAUCAAUAAACCUCUUUUAUUGUUUGCUAUACGUUUCUUUUUUUUUCAAUAAAUAAAGAGUCACUGUCAGAUGCAACAUUGUCACAUUAAAACUACAAAGUGAUGACCGAAUUACACUACUAUCUAAAAUUUACUUGUAAAAUAAUCUUCACUAUUGUACAUAAUCAAGCGUGACAAUUUUAAACACGAUAAACAUUCAUUAUAAAGAGAUACAUAUCGACGGAUAUCAUCAAUAAUACGCAAAGAAGAAUAAAAGUUCAAAUCCUGUCGCUGAUGAACAGAACAUCUAUCGACAUCAUAAGAUAAAUUGAUUAACUAAACGAGAAAAUAAAAUAAAGAAAUUGGUUGCACCAAGAUAGGAUUCAAAUAAAUGAAAAAUAACUUCAUAAAUUGAUAGCUUUUCAAUAUCUGAAUCUUCAAGGCAUUCGUAUGUUUUCCACCGCUCAACAGAGUACACCAAAUUUACAUCAACUUAACUAUGCCUAGAAAAUAAAAUAAGCGCACGAUUUCGAAAAGAAAAUUACUCUUCACCAUUCCUUCCCACAAAUUCGUGCCAUGAUCAUAAGAAACCCACUAAAACACCACCAGAGUGAAGUCAAAAACUCACUAUAUUAUGUCCAACACCUACCUUUUCUCCAAUGACUUCACUCAAAAGUACCACAAUUUAAUGCAGAAGUAAAUUCUGCAUGCAUCACAAUCAACUAGGGAGUAAUCACAAGUCUAGAAGCGAAUAUUAUCAAGAAAAACUCGAAUUCGCUGCUAACUUUCCUUAUGUGCUUUUAAUGCUAAACAUUAAUUAUCAACUAAUUUAAUAUGAAGAAAGAACUAUACACAACUUCUAUUUUAACUUAGAAAGUAAAGUGUUGCCAAGUAAAACAAAAAAUAAAUAUUGUUUGUCUCCCUCCACUGAUGAAUCGAAAGAGAACAAGAGAAAAGUAAUCACUGAAAAAAAAACACAUAUGAAGGUGAAAAAGAU
Molecule: messenger RNA, 2988 nt
Organism: Rotaria sordida
Lineage: Eukaryota; Metazoa; Rotifera; Eurotatoria; Philodinida; Philodinidae
Source: the annotation of a GenBank genome assembly